UAAGAUCGCGGCAUCUAUGUCCUGGGGAGGAUGGAGUGACUCUGGCUUUUUUCGCCCGCCUGUUGCCAGCCUCUGUGGCGGCACCUGUGGCUCUUGUUUUUCUCCCACACAGGACAAUGCGUUGUUGCAGAGGGCGCUUGGGAGCACGAGCACAGGGCACGUACACAGCAUUAAAGGCCUGUCAAAUCUAUUGAGGGCUCCAAAAUUCCUUUACCUGUCUGCCCAAAUCCACGGUGAACCUGCCUGCCCUGGGCAUGCCUGCCCAUGCUGUAGGGGUUGUUUGGAGAAUUGAGUGAAGGAGGAGCUGGGGCUGGGGCUCUUUGCAGGCUGAGCAAAGGGCAGCCUGUGCUGCAGUUUAAAGUUUCUCUUGAGCAACAGAGUACUGUCUAGCAAUUGCCUCAAGAUGAGUCAGAGAUGUUUCUUCACUCGAGGUGGAAGGUAAAGCCUGGAGGAACUUAUAAAACCCUCCCACCCUCAGUGCCCUGCAGUAGCACUGGCUUAAGGGUAUCCUCCACAUCCCUGGGUUUUGGUGGUUAAGGCGAGGUUGGGAAGAUGACAAAGCUGGAAGACUACCUGGAGGGAAUUAUCAACAUCUACCACCAGUAUUCAGUGCGGGUGGGGAAUUUUGAUACCCUCUCCAAGAGUGAGCUGAAGAGGCUGAUCACAAAGGAACUUACAAACACCCUCAAGAGUACCAAAGAUCAACCUUUCAUUGACAAAAUAUUUAAAGAAUUGGAUGCGGACGGAGAUGGGCAGGUCGAUUUUAAGGAAUUCGUAAAGCUGGUGACCGAAGUGCUGGUGUCAGCUCAUGAUGAACUCCACGACAAGGAGGCGCACUGAGGGACUGUCCCACACACUCCCGGCAAGACCUUCCUUCUGCUCCCCAAUCCUAGCCCUGCCUCAGGGCAGUGAGAGUUAAUAAAAGCU
This is a messenger RNA of Talpa occidentalis (Iberian mole), 927 nucleotides long. Its product is annotated as protein S100-A12-like. Gene Ontology annotation, molecular function: RAGE receptor binding; calcium ion binding. The transcript is spliced from 5 exons. Gene Ontology annotation, cellular component: extracellular exosome; cytoplasm. The record is from RefSeq and is a predicted model, not a curated record. Gene Ontology annotation, biological process: endothelial cell migration; antimicrobial humoral immune response mediated by antimicrobial peptide; positive regulation of canonical NF-kappaB signal transduction. Bases 553 to 840 code for a protein of 95 amino acids. Lineage: Eukaryota; Metazoa; Chordata; Mammalia; Eulipotyphla; Talpidae.